Messenger RNA from Catharus ustulatus (Swainson's thrush), 5876 nucleotides. Its product is annotated as KIAA0040 ortholog. NCBI's taxonomy places the organism in Eukaryota, Metazoa, Chordata, Aves, Passeriformes, Turdidae. The coding region runs from base 2561 to 3061 and encodes 166 amino acids. The transcript is spliced from 2 exons. The record is from RefSeq and is a predicted model, not a curated record.
GGUGGGGGGGAGAGGGUGAGCUUUUUUUUGUUAGUUUUUUUAAGGCCGUAUCAUCUGCGGAGGGGGUGAGAACAGCAGGCUGGGAAAAGCAAUGAGCAGCAGCUAGCUCUCAGGGGACGUGAGUUCGGGCAGUCUGCCUGGCACCGGGGUUUGGGAGCACCCGACCUGCACCCGCAGGUUUUAAGCACCACAGAAUCUUAGAGUGAUUUGACUGGAAGGGACUUUUACGGACCCCCUCGUUCCAGCCCCCUUGCAGGGACACCGUCCGCUAGACCAGGUUGUCCCAAGCCCCGUCCAACCCGACCCUGAACACUUCCAGAGAUGGGGCAUCUACAGCUUCUGUGGCAGCCCCCUGAGCCCUUUCUAACAAAACCAGACGUGCUCGACCCCCGGAAGGGCCAGGCUGGGGACUGCUGCCCGCCCGGACAGGCAGCACUGCUCGUACCGUAGUUUGGAGGAGCCAGGAUGGCUCUGAGGAGCUCCUAGUGCCUCCAGGGAUGAUAGUGGCGCUCACCUAAACUCAAAACUUAUUUUUGGCUACAGUCUCGGUGAUCCCGGGGCCGACGGCAGCCGCGCGUGUGCAGACGUCGAUAACGAGUGGGCUCCAGGCAGCGGCUUGCAAAAUAGUUUCACUUUAACCCUGUUAUCCAACGUCCGUAUCAGUAGUUUUCCAAAUCACUCCCUUUAGGGAAUGAAAGCAUUUACGCGCGGCUUGUGGCAGGAGGGUUUGAUGGUGGUGGGAAUGAGAUGAAAAUUGAGCUGGUUGUGUUUGCUGGGUGGUGGCUUUUGGUGUUUGUCUUGACGUUUGAGGAAGGUCUCUGUAGCCUGUUGCGAGUUCUGGGAGACCGGAGGCAAAACCCUUCUUAGUCACCAUUUCCGAAACAGCAACGUGCAAUCCCUGCUAAGGAAACUGUUCACCCUCGGUGUCAGGUUUCAUCCAGUUUUUUUUUUUUUUUUUUAGAUCUGCAGGUGCAAGCAGGGAAAGUAGGUGCCACUCGUGUGACAGCAUACCAUGUCUCUUCUGGGUGGAUCAGGGAGCUUGCAGGCUUUAACAAAAAUUAGCCUCUCCCUGCCUGAACCACAGCUGUCACUGCAAUGGAAAGUUGGUAUAAAGCUGACAUAAAGCCAAUAAGAGACAGAAAUGGUUGUUUAAAAAUGUGAUUCCUGCUUUGCACUUCUUAGCAUCAACCAAACGAAGUGCAGUCUCAUUUGCGUUAAGGAAAUGGGAGUGGCUGUAGGUCAGUUGAUUUCAUGUCACCUCCACAAGUCCUGAAUUGCAGCUGGCCACAGAGCACACCAGUGUUGAAGUAAUCCAGAAAUACUUGGGGCGCAUCCCACAGGUCAGUUGCCCCAGAGCUGCUACUGCUCUCAUCGUGGAUGCAGGGAGCACCUAAAAGCAGCCCCACUCCUGCCUUAGGUGGCGUGUCAGCUGAGAGGAGCAGGUUGAGCUUCGUUAGGUUGGAGGGAAUUCAUGAAGACAUAAGAGCCUGUUGAGGGUUGGGCCUGAAGAACUUAACUAGAAAACUGACUUCUGGCUCUCUCUCCCCUCUGCCAUGGUGACACAGCAUAGCAGUUUCCAGUAAACUGGUGCUUUUCUGCAAACUCUACCUACAUCCUCAGUUGCUGUGGUUGCUCUGCAGCCCACAGGAUGUGGACAAGCUAGCAUUGCCAAGGCAACCCCCUCUGUUUUGGUUUCCCCACACACAGGCUGGCAGCCUUUACCCCUCCAGCUCAGCCAGGCAAGCCCUGCAUGCCAACGGUUUGUGGUGCCAUUGCAAGCCAUCCCUCAAAAGGACCUUGUUUUCCACCCACAGCCUCCCAUAACUCCAGAGGAGUGGCAGAUGCUCCCCACCCUUGCAAACCAGCUCUUUCGAAGCCAGGAUGGAUUAAAGAGCUUCGCGUUGGAUGCACAGUGUUGAUUAAAACUUACACAAGUGGCAUAAAGCCCUGCUGUGCAGGGCUGCCAUCAGUUGUAGCCAUCCAUCCCUGGCCACAGGAGUUCCCAGACAAGCUUCCAUGUCAGCUUUUCCCUGGCUCUGUCAGCACUGGCUGCCCAAAAACAAAGAGCACAUUGAGCAGGAUGCUACACAGCCUUCCCUGUGCCUCCCUGAGACACAGCCCUGUCUCCCACUACCUCCCUGGCCCUACUUUUUGGUCCCAUAUCUUGACCCAAAAACCAGCUGACCUCCCACUGGCAGCUCCACAUACUUGCAGCAAGUGGUUCACACCCAUCCUGGACCACAGCAUGUAAGCUGCUCUCCAUGUUCAUCCCCUCUCUAAGGGGAGAUGUCACACCAAAUUGAGCAGCAGCAUGGAUUUUUCUAAAUGCAGCUCCUCGUGGUGCACUCAGGUUUUUAGCUGACAAUGGAUGGUGUUGAGUGACCCCUCUGCCCUUGGAGUUGCUGUCUCCAAACACAUCAGUUUUUCUGCUUUCCCCUCUCCCCCAUUUUUUUAAUAUGAAACUGAAAAAAAGCAGCAUUUAGCACACAGACAUCCCUUCAUCUACAAAACAAAAACCAAUGCACACACCAUAAGGGAAAGGCAUCUGAAAAACAGCUGCAUGGCCAUGCUGGAAGACGGCCCUGGGAUUUGGGUGCUGCUUGGUCAGGGCAGGGGCAGGCACCAUCCAAGGACUCUUGUGGAUCCCACUAGCUGCUUACAGGAGCUGAGCAUAUCUCAAGGUGCCUUUCAAGUUGAGGGAGCAGCACAGGCAGCCUACUCAGGAGCUGACAUGCAGCAGAAGAUCAGCUCUUUCUUUAAUUCCAUCUUGGAGCUCAUCCGUACCAAGCACGAGGAAGGCAUUUUCAACACCAUCUGCCUGGCUGUGCUGUUGGGUCUACCCUUCGUUGUCCUCAUUGCUUUCAUUUUCAUCUGUUGCCACUGCUGCUUCUGCAGACGGAGGAAAGAAAGCACAAGGAAAGGUGGCUCCAGCAGCAAUGGGCAGCUGCAUGCUGAGAGGAACAAGAAGAAAAAGAAGAAGAAGCAGGAUGAAGAGGACCUGUGGAUCUCAGCUCAGCCCAAGCUGCUCUUGCUGGACAAGAGACCCUCCUUGCCCAUCUAGCAGACAGGAGGGUGUUCAGGUCCUCUCCCCUGAGAUGCCACCGUUCUUUUCACCUGUGCACCAGGAGGGGUGGGGAGAUACCAAAGCUGCUGCCACUUUGUGGUGAUUUUCAACAGAGGCUGAGUCCAGCAUGUUAAAGGGCCGACAGAAAACAAGGCGGUCAUGUACAGGUUGUGCAAGCCUCUUUUCCCCCACCAUAACAGCGUGCCCUGGGGCAGAGACCCCUGCAAAGGACAGGUGAGAACACAAGGGUGACCUGCCACCGGGUUCUACGUACCUCCUGCCAUGAGCACAGUGCACACAUAUGGGGCUGGUACACAGCAAAGGGGGUGCGAGGCUCUCCUUCACUCACCUGCGAGCACACGUGCUGUGGCACAGACAAAGGUGCACAGGACAGCAGUCACCUGAAGACCAAGCCACCUGCACACUCCCCCUGCAUAACACAGACAGCUGUGAGUAAAGCAGGCACAGACCCACCUUGUUUGCUUGCCGUGCAUGGAGAUGGCACAGCUUCACUGUCUAGGCUCCGUCCAAAUCCAACUCCCUUUGGAGACACAAAGAAAGCUCAAAAUGUGUCAUCUCCCAAGCUACCAAACCAAAGUCACUUGGCUAAAGUGACUGAAGCUAGAUGCCCUCAGCCCAACGUUGGAGACCUCAGACACCGUCCUAAGGCAGCACAGCAGAAGAACGCACCUUACCGUGCAGGCUAGAGGCAGGAAGGAGAGAGGAGGCUGCCAAACCAGCCCUUUUGCACCAGCACUUAGGAAAACACAUUGCUUGAAAGACUGUUUCAUACAAACUUGCCAUUAAAGAGCCCACCAUGCUACUGCAAGAGCAGAAACACAACCUGAGGUUGUGUAAGAGCUUUGCUACAGGCAUUAGAGUUAUUUAUUGAAUGAAGAAGAGCAGGACCAGAGGCCCCCUGGAGUGGGGCCAUGCACAUGGAAAGCAGCACUGAAGCAGCAGGCAUGGUUUCCUGGCACACUCAGCCAUCACCUCUCCCUGCAGCCCUUGUGCUGUGUGUCAGACACAAACAAACCCAUAAGCAAGUGCUACCCCAGCUGAUGCCAGCUGACAGGACCACACACAGCUCUCACUCCUGCUCUGUUUCCCACCUGCCCUGCCCUGGCUUGUGUUUCCAUCCUAUGUCCCUUGAGCUGGGGGGGUCUCUUCUGCUCCCCAUUCUGCCCCACUAGGUUCUGUCUCCCCCAUCUCUUUUAGCAUUGAGGAAUGCAUGUGUGUGAUGAGAAGCCUCAUCACAUCCAGGUUUUUGCCUUGUCUGUACACUGGAUGUCUUUUCUUCCUUCCAUUUUCUUCCAGUUCUUAAGCUGCUGGAGCAGACCAGAGCUGCCAGCCAGAGACAGACCUCUGGGGAGUAAGCAGCCAGAGCCAGGUGGGCAAGCCUGGACAGAGCUGCUGGGCACAGGUGCUUCCAGCCCAGGCAGGGGUGAUGCCACCUUCCCCUCACUUGAAGGACAAAGCCACUGGCUGGAAGCAGCUGCUUGUGCUGCCCGGUUCCAGCACAGCCUGUUUUGUCCAAUGCAGGCAGAGCUAUGAUGGACGCAUCAUCCCACAGGAUCUCGCUGUGCUGGAACAGCCGUGAGGCUGGGCUCCUCCUCACAUAGCCCUUUAAAUUGACCCCAUAUGUGCCUUAUUUUCCAGUUUGCUUUGUCACAAUUGAAAUUAGUGACUCCCUUCUGCUCCAAAACAGGAAGCAACGUAUAAUGGUAUAAAAAUUCAGAUUUGCCACAUACUGUGCUAGGAAACACAGACAUAGCUCUGAUCUCUAUCCCAAGCUCCCAGUCUAGCCCAGAUCUUGGAGAACUAGCACUGCACUUGUAUUCUUUCUUCAUUCCUUCCUUUACCCAUCCAGAUACUUUUCUCAGCCCUUCUGCCUCCACACUCACGGGGUGGCCAAAGGAGCCCAUGCAGGUGCUGUGAUCCAGAGGCAUGAACAGCCCUGGAGGCAGGGUGGUGCUGCUUGGAGGAACCAAAAAAAUACCAGAGUAAAGGGAACACGAUGGGAGGCCACAGGCUCAGUCAAACUAGCAGGGGCACAGAGCAAGUGAGGACCGUCAGAGUACAGCCUACCUGGUGUGGAGGUGCCAGGAUUUGUAGGGCUUCCUGCAGGAAGGCUUUUCUACAGAAAGCAUAGCAAGUAACUCUUAAGGUGAGGGCAAACAAUUCCUGCAAGAACCAGAGAACUGCCAGGAAAAUGUGAGCAUUCUAUCACACACAUCUCCAGAUCCAGGCUUUGGGGAGUUCAGAGCUAGGUUUGAAUUUCAAGAGCUCCCCAAAAUCAUCAUUCAAACCACCCUUGGGCUGGGCAGGGAGGGACCAGGAUACAACCCUGCCCUGAUGAUCCAACCAGUGGAUGGUUCAAAGCCUCUGCACUCCCUAAAGCAUGAGGGCUGGCUUCCACUGCUUCUGUUGCUUGAGCUGAGCCGUGCACUGAAUCGGCUGCUUCUGGAGGAAAAAGCAAAAGAGCAGCAACAGCCUGAGGUGCAGUAGAACCUGUUACACACCAGCUGAGCAGCAGCAACCCUGCAGCAUUCACAUUACCAAGGGGGCGGAGAUGCACAGUACAGAAAAUCCACUGCACGGUCCCUGCUCUGCAGACACCUCAGCCCUGCCUCCCACAACUGCAUUUCAGUAUCAACCUUCCAUUUUCCUAAACAAGUCCGUGCAACAGGGAACAAAAUUAAUUUUGUGCAAUCUUUUUUAAAACCAAAAAUAAAUGACUCUUGAACUGCAAACAAACACUGUAUCUCAAUCUCUUGUUCAUUUGCUUUCUUUUACUUGUGUCGUGGCCCUA